GUGAACGUUUCAGUCGCUAGUCACCGGUCGUCGCGUUCGGAUUCAUUUUAUUUUUGUGGUGAUUUGAAUGUUUCAAAAACAUCAAAACAUGAUCAGCUGCAAAAGGAAUCAGCCCAACCAAAUAAGUGAUACUGGCUAAGGAUAUCUUUAGAACUACUGUUAGGAAAAAGGAUCGGGGUAAUCUGCUGAAUCUGCUGUGAUAUAUUUUCUUGUUUCAGAAUAGCGAUAGGGAUCGUUGGUAGUGUGCAUUUAGAUAGAGCGAAAGUGCACGGGCUUAGAUCGUGGGUUGUUAAUAGCCCAAGGCAGUCGGAGCACAUGUUCUAGCGUGUGAUUCAUAUCGCAUCGUCAUAUCAAGUGGAAUCAUCUAAUGAAAAUAAGUGUGUGUUGAGUGUGCAGAUAGUGCAAUGCAAUGCAUUUGUGCAUUUUAUAAAGUGGAAUAGUUUCGUGUUAUGUAGUAAAGCUGUAUUUCACAACAAUCCAAGUAAAAGUAUUACGUAGAGAUCUACACCCAUGAACAUAAGAAGAAUCCAGAGCUGUGAUAUUAGAACAUUAGGAAAGUAAUUUUCAAAAAAUUGCAUGAAAAGAAAUUGGUGUGAGAUAGACGAGGUUUUCCGUACUGCAGGAGAACUUGAGCGAGCGUCCGUUGGCUGUCGGGUAAAGAAGAAAAUUAACAACAGUGAGAAACAUCUUCUGCCAAGCCGUGGUGGCUGCAGUAGUGCUAUCAAGCGGAUUAUCAUCGAACGGUUGAACAAUAUUGUCGCGAUGAGUGCCACCGGGACGGAGAAUAUGGAGGGAGCCGAGUCGACCCAUAACACAAAGAUUUCCGACUCCGGCUACUCGAACAGCUGCAGCAACAGUCAAUCGCAAAGGAGUGGCAGUUCCAAGUCCCGACACAGCGGGAGCAACUCGUCCGGUAGCAGCGGUUACGGUGGCAAAGCGAACAUCCAGGCCGGCACCGAUGCCCCCCUUCAGCAUCCACCGGCCAAGCGCACAAAGGACAAGGAUCGCAAAAAGAAAAAGUUGAAAACGUCGGUCGAACCUCCGUCGGGCGGCGCGGGGGAGGACUCAUUUACGACCGUUUCGGGAGCAACUUUUACUACAGCUUCGGGAGAACAAGUGCAAAGUGGCGGCCACGCAUCGGCUGUCGGUCAGGGCGAAGCUCAAGAGAACCAAAGUCACGUGGACGAUACGGAUGUCCCGGAUGGAGGAGAUGAACCAAUGGCUAAAGAUGAUGCCCCCCAUGUACAGGAUUCAACAGCGGGAGCAGAAACCACCAAGAUACAUUGUGCUCUACCAGGACCAUCACCAGUGGCCUGUGGGGCUGCAGCAACAGAAGAAAACCAAGAGCCCGUUUGCGAAGAGGCGGUGGGUAUCCAAGAACCGGCCCAGGCUGGAGGAACAACCCCCGCAAACGCAAAACCCGACACGGAAAACGGCUUCUGCUGCGUAAUUUCAAUGCAUGACGGAGUGGUUCUCUUCACGACGCCUAGUAUUACGUCUAGUUUGGGUUUUCCGAGCGAUAUGUGGCUGGGACGGUCGUUCAUCGAUUUUGUACACCCAAAGGACCGAUCUACUUUCGCUAGUCAGAUUACAUCCAAAGUUGUAGUUCCGUUGGGGGAAUCCAAAAGCGGUGUUGGUCACAAGGACCAGAAAAAUUCUCUCUACGUAAUGUUACGAAAGUAUAGGGGUUUGAAAAGCGCAGGUUUUGGAGUUACCGGAACGAAUGUCAACUACGAGCCAUAUCGGUUAGUAUUAACUUUUCGUGAAGCACCCAACGAGACUAGCGAAGACAUCAAGAAUACGGGAAGAAAUAUCCUUCUGAUUAUUUCAGCUAUACCGGUCAAAAGUGUCUACACAGUACCGAACGAACAGGUUCAUGAUAAGGAACUCAAGUUCAGUACGCGUCACUCCACCAACGGAAUGCUGAAUUACGUAGAUGGAAAUUCGGUUGAGUCUAUUGGCUACUUGCCACAGGACAUUCUGGGCCGUUCGAUUAUGGAGCUGUACCAUCCGGAGGAUUUGCCUAGCAUGAAAAAUAUAUAUGAAACGGUUAUGAUUAAAGGACAAACUGCUGGAACAUCGUUUGUGAGUAAGCCUUAUCGAUUCCUGGUGAAUAAUGGCUGUUACAUUGUUUUGAAAACUGAAUGGGCUAGCUUUGUUAACCCGUGGUCAAGGGAGUUGGAGUUUGUUAUAGGGAAUCACUACAUUCAGGAGGGCCCAUCCAACCCUGACGUAUUUGCGUCUAAAUUCUAUUGUAAGGAUCCGCUUCUAUUUCCGGAUGAUGUUUUGAAAAAAGCUAAGAUGAUUGAAGAGCAGAUUUUACGGCUAUUGAAGGAACCCGUGGCUAAACCUUCUGACAUGGUCAAGCAGGAGGUUACAAAGCGAUGUAAAGCACUGGCAUCCUUUAUGGAGGAGUUGAUGGAUGAAGUAGCACAACCGGAACUUAAGUUAAAUCUAUUAAAUGAAUCGGACUUUACAUUUUCCGAAAGAGACUCCGUAAUGCUUGGGGAGAUUUCUCCUCAUCAUGAAUAUUUUGAUAGUAAAAGUUCCUCCGAAACGCCACCUAGCUACAAUCAGUUAAACUACAAUGAUAACCUUCAAAGAUUUUUUGAAAGUAGACCAGUAAUGAAUGUGAAGGAAUCUCCGAAAAUCCAUUCAUCCGGUGGAACAAACACUGAAACCAUAGAUGAUCAACGAUUUAGUGGUGACGGCGGAGAGAGCGGAGGAAGUGCUGGCAACUUCAGCUCCGAAAGUAACGUUCAAAUGGAUAGCGUUACGAAUACCACGAGUAACACCGGAACCUCAUCGGGAAGCUAUCAACCUCCAACGUUGACCGAAGAACUUCUUUGUAAGCACAACGACGAUAUGCAAAAAGUUAUGCUUAAAAAGCAUCGUGAAGCAAGAACUCUGGCAAGGGGCACAGAUAAGAACAAGAAAGGACCUCCGGACAAAACAUAUGCCAACAUCGUAGCUCAUGGAGUUAAACGAGGCUCGUCUCAUUCCUGGGAAGGAGACAUACACAAGACCUUCAAACAUCAGCACAAUCCUGAUAACACCUGCGACUACCAACCGCAGUCAUCUCAGGUCCUUGCAACUCCCAAGCCCCCACAGUUGACGUCUUCUACCAUCAUGGACACCUGUACGUCAAUCAUAACCACUACCGCAGUUACCGCAACGCCUCUCUUAUCUUCAAUCUCCAACGCGUACCCUAUGUCCCGAGCUGUCGAGCUGUGCCCACCAUUUUCCGUGAGCGUUACCACCAUACAGGCUACGCAGAGCAACGCAACCACCAACAUUAUGCCGUCGAGCAACAUUUUCCCGACCUUGUACUACAUACCGGCCUCACCACAGCCUGUUCCGACCACUUCAGCCUUACAACUACCUCGCCUUAACCAGAUAACUCUCCCUUACAUGGCCGGUGUCAUGUACCCGCAUCCGCAGCUCUACCAACAGUCCGUACUAUAUCCGCCAAUGAUGUACCACGCCAUGCCUUACCAACCGAUCCCGCCUCCGUGUGCUUCCGGCAAUCGCACACAGCAACAAUCCCAACAUGCACAGCCAUCAGCGCAACUUACUUCGAAUCAACCUGGCCCAGCAGCGCAGCCUGGAAUUCUGGAAGGAUCUGGUCUCUACGACACCAUCAACACCGGUGGCAACAAACAACUACUCCAGAGUUUCUCUUCAUCCAUCCGUGGUGGCGGUGGUUCCCAGUCGCAGCAUCUGUUCCAGAGACCGCCCUCUCAAGCCACUUCGGUCAAAGCCGAACCCGGAUCCAAUAUGGGAAGUAUUGCAUCAGCGUCGAUGGUAAACCGGGCCUUUUCAGAAUCAUCCAAGAAGGAGCUGGCAGAUUCACCGAGGAAUUCCCACGUCGAAGGAGACUUCUUUCAGGAGGACAUGGAUAAGAUUAGAUCCAGGGGCAGCAAGACUCCUGGACCGCUCUGGGAAAUCAGCGACGAUAUGGACGAAUCAAGCUUUUCCAGCUUCUAUUCCAGUUUUCUAAAGACGGAUAACUCGUCGGAAAGUAACUGCGCCGAGAAGAAGGAAGCGACCGAAAUGGUGUGGGACAGUAGCUCCAACAGAACGAGCCGCGCAAAGCGGCGACCCAACCCGCCCUGGUUAGACAACGUCUGCCAGACGAAGGAACUAUUCUAUCAAUAUCAAAUCACCGAGAAGUCGGUGCAAGAUCUCCUGGAUGCUGACAUGUUGGCGUUGAAAAAUCUUAAUCAACCUCUCCUAGUCAACGAGCAGCUCGGACAGCUGUAUCUGGAUCUCGAACUGGAAGGCCUAUCGGCGAAGCUUUCCCUCAGCGAUACCACUUCCGGCAGCAGCAGCGACGACUGCGAAACUCAAAUCAAGGUCAAAAAAGCCAAACGAAACAUGAAGUACAGCAAGCUGGUCAUGAUCUACGAGGAGAACGCACCGUUUCCACCGCCGGCAAGUGCCGGUCGGCUCUGCAAAUGAUUCUGCUGGAUUGAAAGAGCAGCCAGUCGAUGCAGGUUGCAGUUGCAGCCCAAUAUUUUCAGAACAUGGAAGGAACAAGAGAAUGGUGCCUAUUGGCGAUCGGAAAGGUCCGCAACAUGAUUGCGAUGCGCUGUUCGUUCACAGGCUGUUUUGUUUUAGAGAGUUUCGUAGUUUGGAUCAAACUGGCCAGAUUUUAUGUAUGAUUAUUGUCCACAAAGAUGUUUUCAACGACUUAUGGGGCAUCUAUGAAUGACGUAGAAUGUUUUGAAAAAAUCGUCACGGUUCGUCACAAAAUCAGAGUCUCUACGUCAUUUAUGGCAGGUGCCUUAUUGACUGUGUUAUAGAUGACUAUUUUACACCAGCCGUGAAGCAUAAACUUUAUAAUAAAACAUAUGGAAAUAAAUACUAAAAAUAAAGAUGACAUAAUACAA
Aedes albopictus (Asian tiger mosquito) is the source of this 4892-nucleotide messenger RNA. It is a transcript of the gene per, whose product is annotated as period circadian protein. Gene Ontology annotation, molecular function: transcription cis-regulatory region binding; transcription corepressor binding. The transcript is spliced from 6 exons. The record is from RefSeq and is a predicted model, not a curated record. Gene Ontology annotation, cellular component: nucleus; cytoplasm. NCBI's taxonomy places the organism in Eukaryota, Metazoa, Arthropoda, Insecta, Diptera, Culicidae. Gene Ontology annotation, biological process: entrainment of circadian clock by photoperiod; negative regulation of transcription by RNA polymerase II; circadian regulation of gene expression. Bases 577 to 4461 code for a protein of 1294 amino acids.